AGGAAGAGGAGAAGGAGAGGGAAAGUCGAAGGUGGAAGGAAUACGAAGGGGAUCGUCGGGUGAAGAGGCAAAAGAGAGAGAGAGAGAGAGAUAGAUGGAGGGAGAGAGAGAAAGAGAGAGAGAAUGCGCAUGCGUAACAAGAAUCUCCACUCGCGAGGCUACUAACGGAGAGACUGACGAACGUAAAAGAAACAGAAAAAGAAAGACAGAGAGAGAGAGAGAGAUAGAUAGAUAGAUAGAUAGAUAGAUAGAGAGAGAGAGAGAGAGAGAGAAAAGAUAAAAACUCGUCAUUUGGCAAGGACCUCCAUCAACGUUGCUUCUCUACUAGUAACUAGUACUUCUUUCACAAAAAAAUUAUUUGUCCAAGAGAAGAGGGAAAAGAAAGAUAGAAAAUAUAAAAAGAAAAGUAUCGAAGAGAGAAGUAGAAGAGGAGGAAGGAUGGAAGGAAGGAAGGAAGGAAGGAAGGAAGGAAGGAAGGUAAAGGAGGAGGAAGAAAAAUAGAAAGAGGAAAAGAAGGAGGAAGUAGAAGAAGAAUAAAAAGAAGAAGAAGAAGAGGAGGAGGAGGAGAAGGAGGAGAAAGAAGAGUAAGAAGAAAAGAAAGAGGAAAAGAUAGAAGAAGAAGAAGGGUUGGGCCAGGGGCCCGCGACCCUUCCCGACUGGACUAGACUCUACGUGGAGCUUCGGCGUCGGCGCCGUCGUCGUCGACGUCGUCGGCGGCGCGACGCUCUCGGAGAGGCGCCGCGCGCGCCUACGUAGGAGGCACUCGGCCGCGCGCGGCGUCGUUAGCUCCGUCGUACCUGGACGACGGAGAGGAACGAACGAACGAACGAACGAACGAACGAACGAACGAACGUACGAACGAACGAACGAACGAACGAACGAACGAACGAACGAACGAACGAACGAACGAACGAACUAACGAACGGACGAUACGGACGAACGAAUCGCACAAAAAGAAGGAAGGAAGAAGGAAGGAAGGAAGAAAGGACACUUGGCUCUCUCCAUUCUCGCUCUCGCUCUCUCCUCUCUCUCUCUCUCUCUCUCUCUCACUCACUCACUCUCUCUCUCUCUCUCUCUCUCUCUCUCUCUCUCUCUCUCUCUCUUUCUCUGUCUCUCUUUCUGUCUUUCUGUCUUUAUCUUUUUGUCUGUCUCUGUAUCUUCGUUCACGACUACUACUAGUGCGACUAUUAUCGGACAUCUUCCUAUCAGGAUACGUCAACGUAAUACUCGUUCGUUCAACUCGAUUUAUCCGUCUAUUUUUUCCAUUCUUUCCUCCCUCUUUUUUCUCUUUCUCUUCUCUCUCUCUCUUUCUUAUUCUUCUCUUUCUUUUUUCCUCGUCCUUCUCUCUGUCUUUCUCGCGUCCUAGUGCCGUGCCGCUUCGCUCCGUGCCGAAGCGGCUGCGAGUGGUGUGUGCUGGCUCUGGUCUGAAGGAGGGAACGAACGGUGGGGGUGGAGGACAAGUAAAGAAAGGGUGCCAUUGGGUUCGAGGACAAGGAAAUUCAAGGAAGACGGGGACGACUGCUCCUACUUUUACUCGAUUUUUAUCGGUGCCGCGACGACGAGAUUUCUACUAUCCGAAGAAACACAGGAAGCUUUAGGGAUAAACAACCUGAUCCUCCGAAUGAUGUUGAAUUGACGAAAACUGAACAACGCAAGGGAUGGCUCCUUUCGGUACCAUCUUCCUCGGUGUCUGGGGAGUGUUCGUCGUCGUUCUGAUACAAGAGUCCAAACCAGUCAGCUGGGAGGAAUGGUGGACGUACGACGGUAUUUCAGGUCCUGCCUUCUGGGGCCUCAUCAAUCCGGAUUGGUGGCUCUGUAACAAAGGGAGACGACAAUCACCGGUUAACUUGGAGCCGAACAGACUUCUCUUCGACCCGAACUUACAGCCGUUACACCUCGACAAGCACAAAGUCGGUGGAGUCCUGGCAAACACCGGUCACAGUGUGGUAUUCGCGGUCGAAAACGAUACCCGCCAUCCUGUCAAUAUAUCCGGUGGGCCCCUCAGCUAUCGCUACCAGUUCCACGAGAUUCACUUGCAUUUCGGCUUGGAGGACCACAUUGGUAGCGAGCACACUAUCGAUGGACACGCGUUUCCCGCUGAGCUCCAAAUAUUCGGAUUUAAUUCCCAGCUUUACAACAAUUUCUCGGAUGCCUUGCACAGAGCACAAGGGAUCGUUGCAGUCUCCCUUUUACUUCAGGUAGGAGAUCUGUCGAACCCACAACUGAGAACGUUUACCCAACAACUGGAUCAAAUCAAAUAUGGAGGGCAGGCCGUGGAAAUUACACAUUUCGUCGUGCGCGAUCUCCUACCGGACACGAAGCAUUACAUGACGUACGAUGGUUCAACCACGAUGCCAGCCUGCCAUGAGACCACGACGUGGAUAAUACUGAACAAGCCGAUAUAUAUUACGAAGCAGCAGCUCCAUGCCCUGCGGCAGUUGUAUCAGGGUGACAUGAAACAUCCGAAUGCGAAGCUGGGGAACAACAUUAGACCGAUUCAACCGCUCCACCAUCGUCCAAUUCGUACCAACAUCGAUUUUAGCGUGCAGCAAGGGCAUAAAAAUUGUCCAACGAUGAACAGGGAUCUGUACUACAAAGCCAACAGCUGGAAAUAACCCUGAGAGCUUUAAGCAACACGCAGUACGGUGAUCGACGUCAUGCGUUUUAAAAGAAGGAAGGAAAUAUAGAAAGAAAAAAAGAAAGAAAGCAAGCAAGCAAGCAAGGAAGCAAGCGAGCGAGCGAGCGAGCGAGCAAGGAAGCAAUCGAGAGAACGUGAGAGCGAGAAAGAGAAAGAAAGAGAGAGAAAGAGAGGAACGGAGGAAGAGAGAAAGAUAAGAAAAGUUAAAGAAAAACUACGCUUUCCCUCGGACGAGCUGGAACUUCGCUGUGAAAGAAACCAUUGACAUAUCAAUUGCACGCGUGCGACGGUGGUCCUCGCAGAGAAGAAAGAACGAGAGUGUGUGUGUAAGUGUGCGCGUGUAUGUGUGUGUGUGUGUGUGGGUGGGUGGGUGGGUGGGUGGAUGGAUGGAUGUAUGAAUGUGCGUAUGAAUGCAAGCGAGUACGAGUAAGAAAAAGAAAGAAAAGUAAGUAAGUAAGUAAGUAAGUAAGUAAGUAAGUAAGUAAGUAAGUAAGUAAGUAAGUAAGAAAGAAAGAAAGAAAGUAAGAAAGUAAGAAAGAAAGAAAGAAAGAAAGAAAGAAAGAAAGAAAGAAAGAAAGAAAGAAAGAUAGAUAGAAAGCACGUGCAUGUGUGUAUGUGCGCGUAUAAGUGCGUGAAAGAGAUAGAUAAAGAAAAAGAGAGAGAGAAAGAGAGAGAGAGAGAGUGAGAAUGAGAAUGAGUGAGAUAGCGAGAAUGAAAGUGUGAGAGACGUGUCGCACGCACGCACGUACGUACGCACGCAAAAAGCACGCAAGCACGCGCUGAAACGCACGACGGACGGAGACGUGUUUCAGGGCGUCGAAGCUGAUGGGCGACCGAUGAUGGAACGAAAACCAUGACCACGGUGAAGUAAACGAGCGCAGCUCUUUUGUGCUCGAGGAUUAUAAAAAGAAGGAGAUAUAUAUAUAUAGUAUAUACAGGAAGGAAGAGGAAUGAGAAAACAAGAAAAAAAAAACCAAUUAUAAAAAUGCUUCGUUGUACUUAUUAGACGUGAAUUUGCCAAGUAUGUUUCCAGUAAAGAAAAAAAAAAGGACAAAAAAUAAAAAAGACAAAAAAGAAGAAAAAAAAUAAAAAGAGUAACACACAAACAGAUAUUACCUAUAGCUAAUACAAUAGACGCGCGAUAUAAGGUAAAAGAUCAUAAAAAAAUAUAUUAUUAUACAUAUACCGUAAACUAUCGAGAGAAAAGAGACAGAGAUAGAGAAAAUAAGAGAGAUAUGGGGGGGGGGAGAGAGAGAGAGAGAGAGAGAGGGAGGGAGAGGGAGAGAGAGAAGAGAAAAAGAUGGGAGAAAAAAGAUAACAAAAAAUUCAGAAGAAAAAAAAGAAAAAAAAUAACAAAAUUAUAUAUGAAGCUAUGACUAUCGUGGCCUCUGCGCGGGAAUGUGAGUGGGUGAAAGAGAGAGAGAGAGAGAGCGAGAGAGAGAGCGAGAGAGAGAGAGAGAGCGAGAGAGAGAGAGAGAGAGAGAUGCGAUUAUAUGUAUAAAAAUUCGUGCGCUAUGGUGUGCGUACUUAUCGAACGAAAGUUUAUACUAUAUUCUUGUAAUAAAAUCUUUGAAAAAGCGCAA
Messenger RNA from Vespula vulgaris, 4221 nucleotides. RefSeq names its product carbonic anhydrase-related protein 10 (gene CARPB). Gene Ontology annotation, molecular function: carbonate dehydratase activity; zinc ion binding. The record is from RefSeq and is a predicted model, not a curated record. The transcript is spliced from 11 exons. Bases 1659 to 2615 code for a protein of 318 amino acids. Lineage: Eukaryota; Metazoa; Arthropoda; Insecta; Hymenoptera; Vespidae.